This is a messenger RNA of Mesorhabditis spiculigera, 246 nucleotides long. The record is from the annotation of a GenBank genome assembly. NCBI's taxonomy places the organism in Eukaryota, Metazoa, Nematoda, Chromadorea, Rhabditida, Rhabditidae.
AUGUCGCGGCUUGCCGUUCUCAUCGUCCUGGUUGUCGUGGCCCUCCAACUUUCCACAGCCGAGGUUUGCAAGGACUACCUGCCAUGGUGCACGCAAGGCAUGUGCGAGACCGGGGCUCAGAAGGCGAAAAUUGUCGAGACGAUCCAGAGCGAUUCGGUCUCUGAAAAGGCCAAGACUUUCCAGCUGGACGAGAACUACGACAAGCCGCUGCAUGAGCUCUGCGCCAAGAAGUGCGGUCUAUGCAAA